Messenger RNA from Fomitopsis serialis, 1524 nucleotides. RefSeq lists its product as uncharacterized. The coding region runs from base 69 to 1496 and encodes 475 amino acids. The transcript is spliced from 6 exons. NCBI's taxonomy places the organism in Eukaryota, Fungi, Basidiomycota, Agaricomycetes, Polyporales, Fomitopsidaceae. The record is from RefSeq and is a predicted model, not a curated record.
AGCCUGGUCCGUACGAGCGGAUAUGGCAGUCUGAUUAGCUCAUCCCCGCGUCUCUGAGAACCGCUCUCAUGUCUGCUGUGGCCCCUCUAGAAGCCAUGCCCGACUCAAAGAAAGACUGGCACCCAGGCUCCGAUGAGAGAAUACUCGACCUCGUCCAUCCAUCUCUUUACCCGGUUGUUUAUGGACGCACCGUCUCCAAUGCAUCUGGAACCCCACUGACGCCGCGGACGUCGAGUAUCGUCCACAAAAUGUUCGUCUCGGAGCACUUCCAAUGGCUGCCCUCGGACUUCGACGUCGCGUACGACGGCACUGUCACGCUCGCGUCGCCAUACAUCAACAAUAUACACCCGGAGCACCAUAAGCCGCUCAUGGGCGUGAUCCCGAAAGUGCUCAAGAUGGCAGUUCCAAUGUUCGAGUGGGUGCUCUCUGAGCUCGCGCGGAAACGCCAGCUCCCGACGCGUCUGGACUACAGAGGCAAGGGUUCUCUCGGAUGCGUUUGGGAAGAAGGCAGUGAGCCGUACCCAGAUAACAAAGCCGACGACGUCAUGUCCUCGAAAAUCGACGUCUUCUGUUGCGUUGUGAGCAAGCCUUGGGCGGCUGAGUGCGACCGCAUGUGGAUCGCUGCCCGCAAACGCUGGAAGGAGGAGCACCGUAACGGCGAUGUCAAGUUCAAAUUUGAACCACUGGAGUAUGAGCUAUUCCCGGAUUAUCCGCAUCACGAUUAUGUACGCCGGUGUCUGAGUGAAUGGUGCGACACGCUGCCGCAUAUAUGGCCGGAUAGUAAGCCGGCGUAUGAGGAUGGGCUUGCGAGGGUUCAGAAGAGGGUUAGUCUGAAGGGGAGACGGUUGCAGGUGAUAGUAAAAUUGGCGAAUAUUAUGUUGACGACAGAGAAGCCGCAAUACAGAGGUGGAACAUGGCAUGUGGAAGGCAUGGAUAAUGAGGCGAUCGUGGCAACAUUCAUAUACUAUUAUGAUUGCGAGAACAUCACCGAGUCUACACUGUCCUUCCGCACCGCGACGCAACAACCAAAGUAUCAUGCAAAAUACGACGACUACUGCAUGGAGCACCUCUAUGGCAUCAGCGACGACGAGCCUUGUGUACAAGUAGUCGGAUGUGCGGUGACGAAAGAGCACCGCUGCCUCGCCUUCCCGAACAUCUACCAACACCUCGUCUCACCUUUCCGCCUCAAGGACAAGUUCAAGCCGGGCCACCGUAAGAUUCUCGUAUUUUUCCUCGUCGAUCCCAACGUCAAAGUGCCGUCCGCGUCCGACGUCGGCCCGCAGCAGGAGGCGUGGAUCCGAUCCGCUUUGGGGACCACGCAGCUGUGGCAGAGGCUGCCCUCAGAACUGCGUGAAAUGGUUUUGGAGGAGCUGGCUGCGGUGACGGAGGAACAGGCGAAGAAGUAUAGAGAGGAGCUGAUAGAGGAGCGGACAGCAUUUGUGCAGACGGUGGAUGAAGAGAGGUUCGGGAAUACGUUCGAUUUGUGUGGGCAUUGAGUGUGGUGAGAGGCCAAGUCGCACCAAC